CCAUGAAAGAUCAAGUUCUUUCCCUCCCAGCCUUAUACUGUGGCUGAAAUGGGAGGAUCAUAAGGCCCAUAGUACACCUUGUGUUCACACUACGAACCAGAAAGACAAUUUCUCUGUAUAGAACCUACUCUGAAAUUGAGGCUAGACUGGAGAUACAAUCGAAAAUCAGAUUGCAAUUCACCCCCAAAAUCAAAUCGAAAACCCUAGGUCGCUGAUUUGGGGCAGAAACGGCGUCGUUGGCAGAGGAAGAGAUGUACGGCGGCGGAGGAGACGAGGAUGAGAGCAUGGGAUUAGGGACGAUGAGGAUGAUGGUGACUAGUCCUACAGGGCAGUGGGGCCCGGACGAGACGAGGGAGCUGAUCGCGAUCCGUGGGGAGCUGGAGAGGGACUCCUCUGUGGCCAAGCGCAGCAAGGCUCUGUGGGAAGCAGUCAGCUCUAGGAUGACGGCCAGAGGCUUCAGUCGAACUUCGGAACAGUGCAAGUGCAAAUGGAAGAAUCUCCUCAUUCGAUACAAGGGGAAGGAGACGUCUGAUCCGGAGAUUGGCAGGAAAUGUCCAUUCUUUGAGGAAUUGCAGGCGGUGUUUACUGAGAGAGAAAGGAAUAUGCAGAGAUUGCUGCUUGAUUCCGAGGCGGGUACUCCCCGUUCCAAGAAGAGGGUGAAGAAAGCGAGGUCAGGCCGAUCCUCAGAUGAGUUAUCGGAAGACCCUGAUGAGGAUGAGGAUGGUAGCAAUGGAAAUACUAAGAAGAUGAAGGCUGAAAGAGUGGUAAUGCCAAGAGUAACGAAUGCUACUGCAAAUUUUAGCAGUGGGAGUAGUAGUGUAACGGAAAUGCUCAAGGAGUUUUUAAAGCAGCAGCAGAGGAUGGAGAUUGAGUGGAGAGAAAUGAUGGAGAGGCGGGCACAGGAACGGCAGUUGUUUGAGCAGGAAUGGCGUCAGAGAAUGGUAAAGGUGGAGAGGGAGCGGUUAAUGGUUGAGAAAGCUUGGAGGGAGAGGGAAGAACAAAGGACGAUGAGAGAAGAGAGCAGAGCUGAGAGGAGGGAUGCCCUCAUAAACAGUAUCUUGAAUAAACUUAUCGAUCAAACUAACUUCUGACUUUGUCAAGUAAAUGGUUGAUUUAUUUUGUUUUGUUGUACAAGUUUGAGAGUCCUUUCCCCCAUCCAUUUAAGACCAGAUCAGAUUCUUCCAUGGAUGCUAAGAUUUACCAAAUUGCAUACUUGAUUUGCAGCUCUAGGCAGAUAGUGUAAGGGCACUUUCUGUUUGCAGCUUUAUUUUGUUUUGUUGUACAAGUUUGAGAGUCCUUUCUCCCAUCCAUUUAAGACCAGAUCACAUUCUUCCAUGGAUGCUAAGAUUUACCAAAUUGCAUACUUGUUUGCAGCUCUAGGCAGAUAGUGUCAGGGCACUUUCUGUUUGCCUCUUCAUGUAGUGUAUAUGUUGCUCUUCCAGAAAACUGUGUAAUUUCUCUUUCCUUUUCUUAUUUUUAGUAUUUUGAAGAAAGUAUUAUUCAUGUAAUAGUGUUGCAUUGCUCUUAAUGCAAAUGGAAAUUGGAGAUUGAAAUUUAAGUAUGCAUUGAAGAUUCUGACUUUCGUA
Rosa rugosa (rugosa rose) is the source of this 1586-nucleotide messenger RNA. RefSeq names its product trihelix transcription factor GT-3b-like. NCBI's taxonomy places the organism in Eukaryota, Viridiplantae, Streptophyta, Magnoliopsida, Rosales, Rosaceae. The coding region runs from base 252 to 1091 and encodes 279 amino acids. The record is from RefSeq and is a predicted model, not a curated record. The transcript is spliced from 2 exons.